Messenger RNA from Nanorana parkeri, 8142 nucleotides. It is a transcript of the gene TG, whose product is annotated as thyroglobulin. The record is from RefSeq and is a predicted model, not a curated record. The transcript has 48 exons. The coding region runs from base 1 to 8142 and encodes 2713 amino acids. NCBI's taxonomy places the organism in Eukaryota, Metazoa, Chordata, Amphibia, Anura, Dicroglossidae. Gene Ontology annotation, biological process: thyroid hormone generation.
AUGAUUGACCCAAUGGUCCUCAAGUAUGAACUGGAAUCGCAGCCUUUGUUACCCUGUGAGACUGCUAGAGAGAAAGCCUUUCCUGCUGGAGGAGACUACAUCCCGCAGUGCUCGGAGGAAGGACUAUACAGGAACAUCCAGUGCGACAGAAAAGGCACCACCUGCUGGUGUGUGAAUUCUGAUGGGAAGGAAGUAUCGGGCAGCAGACAAAUGACUUCUCCUCCUUCAUGCUUAUCCUUUUGCCAGCUUAGAAAGCAGCAGGUCUUGGUCAGCGGAUAUAUAAACAGCAGCUCGACUUCCCAUAUCCCAGAAUGUAAAAACUCUGGGGAAUACCAUGACGUGCAAUGUGACCGGCAGCUCGGAGAGUGCUGGUGUGUGGACAACGAGGGGAUGGAGAUCUACGGAACACGACAGAUGGGCCAACCUGGGCAGUGUCCAAAGAGAUGUGCCGUAAGAGAUCGGAGAAUUCUGCACGACGUUGGGGAGAAGGUUCCCCCUCAUUGCUCUGAGGAUGGCGGCUUCCAACCUGUCCAGUGUAAACUCGUCAAUACAACAGACCAGAUGGUGGUUGACCUUGUGACAACGUUCAGCAGGUCUCCAGAUUCCUUCAAGUCGUUCAGCUCCCUGCGGGAAUCCUUCCCAGAGAUUUCCGGAUACUGUUACUGCGCCGAUCAGCUUGGCCGCGAGCUGGCGGGAACCGGGGUAGAGCUCCUGCUCGAUGAAAUCUAUGACACGGUCUUCUCUACACUCACCCGUCCGCGUACAUUCACCGAAACCGCCAUCUAUCGUAUCCUACAAAGGCGUUUUCUGGGAGUACAGCUCAUCACAUCGGGCAAGUUCAGAUGUCCUUCAACAUGUGAGAUCCAGAGGUUCACUGCAUCCCAGAUGGGAGAUGUAUAUGUGCCAACAUGUGAUGAAGAUGGUGAUUUUGUGCCUGCUCAGUGCCAGGAUGGUGGACAGUGUUGGUGUGUGGACCUCACAGGACGGGAGAUCUAUGGAACUCGUGUUGUGGGAAAGCCUCCACAAUGUGACAACUACCAGGACUGCCGUGUAAAAAGGAGACAAGCUCUGUCUACUCUAUUCUAUGGACCAACCGGCCACUUUGCACAACAAAGUUUGUUUUUGACACAAGAGGAGGAAGCGGGAACCAAGAUAAGCUUUAAUUUUUGCCCAUCCUACCUAGUGGAAACCUUCUCAGAUUCAGGACUAGAGUUUGAACUGGCGAAAGGUCUGGGGCUUUCUCUGAAGAGCUUCAUGGUUGAAAUGAUUACGGGGCUUUUCCAAUCCAAGGAGCAGAUACAGCUUGCUCUGCAAUUCACCUCUAACCCUAUAAGAUUUCAACAGAAUCUGUUUGGUGGCAAAUAUCUGAAGAACUUGGGCUCCUUCAACUUUACAGGAGCCAUUGGCAUGAAAAACAAAUUCAGCUUUAGUGAUUUUUUCCAGCAGAUUGGCUUGACGGGAAUGUACAGCGGAGGGAACUUUAAAGAGCUUGCCAAGUUAUUUUCUUCUGAAGAGGAUUCCUAUUUGAGUCGUGACUCCAACAUUUCAAAACCAUUUUUUGACCUUAACCAACCUAUCCUGGCUAGUUUUGGACGCACUGUAAAUUUGCAUGAAAACCAGAAACGAGUUGGGUCCUUUUCAUCCAUUAUAGGACUUAAAGAGUUUUCAGUCUUACUUCGAGACAUCAUUUCCAUGCCACCAAAAGUUGCUGAGGAUGUUUUUGAGGCCGUGAAGAUAAUUGUGGAGUCUAAAGACUGUAGAAAAGGCAAGGAGGCUUAUGUUCCAACUUGUACAAAAGAGGGCAGAUAUGAAGAAAUUCAGUGUGGCCAGUCUGAGUGUUGGUGUGUAGAUGAUAAAGGACGGGAAGUUCCAGGGUCGAGGACAUCGGACAAGAAACCAAAAUGUCCCUCAAAGUGUGUGAAGGAACGAGAGAGUCAAAUACUCUUAAGGAAAAGUCAGCCUGCUGGAUCUGAAUUGUUCAUUCCAGCCUGUGAUCAGAACGGCAAGUAUAGAACAGUGCAAUGUGCCGGCAAAUACUGCUUUUGUGUCGAUUUAGAAGGCAGGACUAUUCAAGGAACUCAGAAACUGUCUGGAGAAAAUAUUCAAUGCCCGAGUUAUUGUCAGUUGACCGCCAGCAAUGCCUUUAUUCAAGCAGCAAGCAGCCUGCUAUCUGGUUCUUCAGAACUUCCUGAGCUUUCCCGAGUUUACUUCCCCCAGUGUACCCUUAGUGGUGAAUGGAGCACUGUGCAGUGCAGUGGGCCCACCGAACAAGCCUUUGAGUUUUAUGAGAGAUGGACAAGACUAAAUGCCAACAUCUCUUUUCUUGAAACUCUCAGCAUACUGCUCAAAUAUAAAGAGUCGACUUCACAGAGUUUUUCUAACUUUCUACAAAAACUCUAUGACCAAGGACAUCAGAAUGUCUUCCCUGUGCUCUCAAAGUACGUUCGUUUUAGUGAUCUUCCAGAAGACAUUCUGUCUGGGAAUAUAACAACAGUGUCAUCAGAAAACCUACUGCUCAACCCGUAUAUUUUUUGGAGAUUGUUAGCAGGUAGUUUGAGUACCUAUCCAGGUCCAUACAGUGAUUUCUCCUCACCCCUUGGCCACAUUGAGCAGCGUAGCUGUUGGUGUGUUGAUCUUGAUGGACAGAAAAUUCCUGGAAUGGAAAUUGUGUCAAAGAAGGUUCCAAAAUGUCCCGGAACUUGUGAACUGGCCAGAAUGAAGUCCCAGCAGUUCGUGGAGGAGGCAAAUAACAUAAUUGCUGCUUCCAAUGUUACCCAUCUUCCCCUGGGGCACAGCUUCUUACUGGCAAAUGGAAUACGACUGUCAGAGAGGGAUCUGAUGUAUACAGAGGAACAGAAAUCUGGGAUUGCGCUUUCUGAAAGUUUCUUGGGGAAGGACAUGUACGCCAUACAGCUGGCGGCAUACUCAACUUUGAAGUUCUUCCAGGAAAGCCGAUUUGGUAGCACAGAGACUGUGCGGCUGUCUUAUGCCCCAUAUAUGCCUCAGUGUGAUGGAAUUGGAAAUUGGAACCCUGUUCAGUUUUAUCAAGGAACUGGUCACUAUUGGUGUGUGGAUAAUGAAGGAAGCUACCUUGAUGGGACCCUGGCAUCACGGACUACUGGCCCCCCACAGUGCCAAACAUCAUGUCAACGAGCUCAAACAAAAGCAUUGAUCUCCAGUUGGCUGCCAAGGAAAUCUGCUGCUGUUGGUACUGACCCAUCUGAAGGAUUUAUACCAAAGUGCACAGAGGCUGGACAGUAUGUUUCUUUACAAAGAUCAGACACGGAUUUCUGGUGUGUGAGCCCGGUGAGUGGUGAAGUUAUCCCAAAAGAUGUAAACACCGCGGAGAACAUAAAUUGUUCAAGCCUUUGCACUGUAUUUCCUGGAGAUAAUUCAGAAGGUGAAGGGAUCGGUCUUGCUUGCAGUAGGGAUGGAACCCAGUCCCGGGAGCAGUGUGACCGGGAUAACAAUGUGUGUUAUUGUCUAUUCCCAACUACCGAAGAGGCUGCUGGGACUCGGGUCACCCUGGCGGAAAGAACAGCCUUUCUCCACCGGUGUGCCGUGGCACUUCGGGGUGCCUUCUGGCUUCCUCAGGGGUGCCUCAGCAUUCCCGAUGCCCCGGUGUGUGCACUUCCAUUCGGCUUACAGGAAAUCAAACACGGAUCUCUAUUCUGUUCGGUGCUUCUGGAGUCCGGGAAGAAGGUGCAGAAAUGUCAGCUUGUGUGUCAGGAGGGCUACACCAAUCUGUUCUCCACUUCCACAUUCACAUGUGACCCGAAUUCCCGUCUCUGGGUACCCCAGUCACUGCACAGUCAGCCCUGCCAAAGGGUGAAGCCGUUCAGUAUGGUCCGGACUCAGGCUUGGUUCCAGCUCUUGCUCCCCGCUGGUAAAAUGUGUACCGAGGACUACUUGGGAUUAUUAGAAGCAUUUCGAACCUUCAUAUUAGACGAUCUGAGGGCCAGAGGACUCUGUCAUAUUCAGGUGACCACGUUCGGAAGCCAGGGUACCAUACCCGUAUGUGAUAAUUCCACCGUCUAUGUUGAGUGUUUGACAACAAGCCGUAUGGGAGUCAAUGUGACUUGGACAGUCCGGACACAAGAAAUCCCAGAAUCCUCUCUGCCUACUUUACUUGAUAUUGAAAAUGCGCUGGCGACGGAGAAUGUGGUUGGACGCCUGUUAUCACUUAUCGGAUCUGGCAGCUAUUCCCUGGAUUUGGAUUCCAAGCUCUUUGUGGCAGACAAGUCUGAUUUCCUCCCUAAAGACUCCUCCACACAGGUCAGACUCGGCUGUGGAAAAGGAUUCCAGAAGUUGCUGAAUUCCGGGGCAGACGAAAUUGGGAAUGUUGCUGGAUGCGUUAUUUGUCCAGCGGGAAGUUAUUCUGAAGCUGGGGAGUGUGUGCCUUGUCCACAUGGCUACUACCAGGAGAAGUCGGGGAGCAGCCAGUGCCUAAAAUGUCCUCUGGGCACCACCACUGGCUACACCGGAGCUUAUAAACAGAACCAUUGUGUCACGCGUUGCCAGGCCAACACUCGCGGACUACGCUGCGAUGACAAAGGACAGUUCUUGCCUUUACAGAGAGAUGAAUCGACUGCCAAGUAUUUCUGUGCUGAUAGUGCCGGGGAGAAGCUGACAUGGACGGAAACUGACCAGGAACUCCGAGAUGACCAAUGCUUACUGUUACGAAGGUUUAACCUGGUCCCAGAAGACAGACUGAUUGUCGCUGAUAGAAUUUUGGAGACUGCACAGUCCAUGGAAGUUAAGACACGUCAGAAGACCCUGGUGGAAUGUAUUGAUGAUUGCUCAAAGGAUGAGUCAUGUGACUAUGUUGCGGUAUCUGGGAAUGGCACCGGUGUGAUUUGUGAGGAGUAUAAUGGAGAUGGAGGAUCAAAUAUCAUCUGUUCCACCAAUAAUCAGGUUCAGACUGCUCUGGGGAACUCUGCAGCCACCAGUAUGGAGGGACUCCACUGCAAGCAUAAAGUCAAAUUGACAUCUAUAGAAGAUAUUACCGUGUACAGAAAGAAAGGAGAAGAAUUUCCCACCACCGGUCACAAAGACUUUAAGGGCACUGACUUUGGGAAUGCUGCUUCUGGUGUGUAUAGCGCAGCUCUUUUCCCAGGAGGAGGAGCAAGUUUAACAGAUGGGUAUUAUCUCUGUCGUCAGAUGUGUGGACAGGACGCCUGCUGCACUGGCUUCAUACUGAGCAAGAUUAUAUUAAAUAAAGGUACCAUUGUGUGCGGAUUGCUAAGGUCUCCUGAUGUCUUGCUGUGUAAUAAGAAUGACUGGAGUAGCACGUCGCGGUUGGGCGGAGAGGGAAUCUGCAGAGGGGUCGCAUCUAACAAGCAGAAGAAAAUGUUCUCAUUCUUCUUAGGAGGACAAGAGUUCACUGGAAGCUACUCGUUGUUGUCUCAGAGUGUCGGAAUGGUGGAGUACAGCACAGAGCUGACUGAGGACAUCAAAGAAGAGAUUCAGUCACUUUUCACUGGUUUUCAGAAUGUCUUCUUACGCACAGAUGUGAGGACUGCGAGCAGCGAGGCAGAGUGUCCAGCGAGGGCUCCCCAGAACGCUUCUGAUAUUACAGAGUCUGUACGGGGCUUUUUCCUUCCUGUGAACGAUGGUGAAGUUGUGAUAAACCAAGACGUUGUACUAGCACACACCCAAUACUGGAUCUCCAAAGAUCGGUACACACCUGAACAAGCACAGAACUGGUGCCUAUCACGCUGUAAGGAGCAAGAGUCGUGGUGUCGUCUGGUGGAAUUACGGGACUCGAUGAAAGAAUUCUUUACGUGUAUCAUUUACCCGGACACAUGGAAUUGCAAUAACUACACUGACCUCGUUCCAGCUAAUUGUGACAUCCUACUGAACAAUAAGCCCCAGAGAUUGUAUCGCAGGAAAGACACAAUUGGUAACAAAGUAAAAAACUUCUACGUACCCGUGCCGUACCGCAAGCUGGCACAGAUCACUGUGAGGAACCGGAUAACAGUGACUGAGGAAAGUGUAUCUAAAGGAUUUUUCCAGUGUGAGCUGCACUGUGAUGCUGACCCGUGCUGUAGAGGGUUUGGAUAUAUACAAAGGUCUGGGAUACAAGAGGGGUCGGCUCUGCCAGGGCUUUGCUCAACAGUUGAAGUUCUCAAGAACACAAAGCCAGUGCCGCUAGAUGAUUGGAUAACUCUGGACCCCAGUGCUGUGACAACUGAUUCUUCCCUCUCCACCUAUGACGAAGUGCAGAUCAGUCGAGAAUCGUCCAAUCCCCUUACCACAGUGCAGAGUUACUGUCUCUCAGAGUGUGCACGGGUCCCCACGUGUGUCACAACUACUAUUAAUGUGCUACAGACUGCCAUAAAAUGUCGAUUUUAUCCAGAAACACAAAACUGCUACUACAGUCUGAAAGGACAUCGUUGUCAGCUUCUAGUCCGAGAACCCGCAACUUACAUCUUCAGGAAGCGAGCUCCUGCCCAUCCCCCGGCAUCAGUCACCAUUCCUCAGGGUAUUGUUGUGGGCAAAUCUCAAGCUGUUCUUAUUGGCUCGGAUGUUAAGACUGUGAACCAGUUCCUUGGUGUCCCUUACGCUGCGCCACCUACUGGGGAGAACCGUUUCCAACCUCCACGUCCAUAUACUUGGACUGGCACGUGGAAUGCCACUUUUGUUAGGUCAAGCUGCCUACAGCCAGGAGAUGGGAAGGCCCAGUACUCUUCUGUUAGUGAAGACUGCUUGUAUCUUAAUGUCUUUGUUCCCAAAAUUACAAGACUGAGCACAGCCAUCCUCUUGUACUUUCAUAACAGUCCCAGUGACUACGGUGAGAAUGGGCAGACGUUUAUUGAUGGAUCAUACCAAGCUGCCACAGGGGACAUUAUCGUUGUGACCGCAGGGUACAGAGUUGGUGUCUUCGGUUUCCUAAGUGCUGGUAAGACUGUGCCAAAUGGGAACUGGGGCCUACUAGACCAGACUGCAGCCUUGAAGUGGGUCCAGCAAAAUAUUGCUAAUUUCGGUGGUGACCCUGAACAGAUCUGUGUUGGUGCGGACCGAGGAGGAGCUGAUAUCUCCAGCCUUCACUUAUUGUCAGCAGAGAACAAAGCCAUCAGAAGAGCUGCACUAAUGGGAGGUUCGGCCUUUUCUCCAAUGUUGACCGUAAGUGAGACAAGAGCACGGGAGCAAGUGAAGUUCCUGGCAGAGGAAGUGGGCUGCUCUGCCACAGAUGAUGGGGGACUCCUAGCUUGCUUGGGCAAAGUGGACGCCAUUGCCCUUAACGCCGCCCAGACCAAGCUUCUUGCCAUUCGCGGACCCUUCCAAACAUGGGGACCUGUUAUAGAUGGCUUCUACCUGAGGGACACACCAGCAAGGCUUCUCCAGCAGAAAGCUGCCCAGAAUAUAGACUUGUUUAUUGGAAGUACUGAGCAUGACGGGCUGAUCAGCAGGGCCAAAGCUAUUAAGAGAUUUGAAGAAAGUCAAGGCCGAGGAGACAGCAAGAUGUCAUUCUAUCAGGCUCUGCAGAACUCCUUAGGAGGUGAAGAGAGGAACCCGCUCGUCCAAGAGGCCGCUGUUUGGUUCUACUCUCUUCAGCAUUCCACAGAUGACUAUUCCAGCUUUUCCAGAGCUUUGGAGAACUCCACCCGGGAUCACUUCAUUUCAUGUCCUACAGUCAGAAUGGCCGACCACUGGUCCAGUAACUCCAAGGGUCAUGUCUUCAUGUACUACGCUCCUGAGACUUACACACAAAGCAGUUCCGGCGUGGAUCUGCCUGAAGAUGUCAUUUACGCUUUCGGAAUUCCAUUUCACUCACUUUAUAGAAAUCAGUUUUCUUAUGAGAAGAGGAAGCUUUCCUUACAGAUCAUGCAGUACCUGGCUAACUUUGUGAAGACAGGAAACCCCAACUUUCCGUACGCUUACUCAAAGAAAAGGAACGUCGCAUUACCACCAUGGCCUGAAUAUCGGACACAAAGUGGCGGCAGAAAAUUUAAAGAGUUUACCAAGAGCCUGCGGAGUGGACAGGAUCUGAAACACACUGAAUGUUCUUUCUGGAACGAUUACGUCCCAGCACUUAAACUGUCUACAAGUGUCAAGUCUUCCAUUGUGUCCUUCACAAGUGUAUCGCCAUCUGCAGUCACACAAGCCGGUCCAAAGCAAGACAAAGAGUCAUACAAUUGA